This is a messenger RNA of Symbiodinium sp. CCMP2456, 3216 nucleotides long. The record is from the annotation of a GenBank genome assembly. NCBI's taxonomy places the organism in Eukaryota, Dinophyceae, Suessiales, Symbiodiniaceae.
AUGGCAAUCCACAAAGCAGCUUACCAAGGUGAUCUUGACUCGGUCAAGCUGUUGUGGAAGUUCCGCGCCAAUGUGGAGGCGCAAAACACCCGUGGGGCCUCUGCUUUGAUCGUAGCAGCUGAUAUUGGUCAUGCUGCUGUCGUUCGAUACCUUGUGGACGUUUGCAAGGCCAGGCUUUCCACGCCCGAUCUCUGGGGAUUCACAGCCGCACAUCGUGUUGCAGUGACGGGCCGUACGAGCUGCAUGGACAUGCUCGAGCGCAACCAUGAUGCUUUCUUACAGUGCAUCAAUCAGCGAGAACAUCAGGGUCGCACUGUUCUGGAUGUGGCUGCAAACUUCGGGCACGCAGAUCUUGUAAAAGAUCUGCUGCCCAAGACUCAGGACCAGACAACGGCCCUGUCGUGGGCUGUGGCACAUCCUGAAGUUGUUGAGCUUUUGCUUCAAGAAGUCCCCAGCAGCAUUGCCACAAAAGAGCCUGAUGGACAGACGGCUUUGCAUCAUGCUGCUGUCGCAGGCGGUGUUGCAGUUUUGCAGGCUUUGAUCCGAGCAAGGGGGGAUGUGGGGAGCUUGGACAACAGCGGAUGCAGUCCGCUGUGUUCUGCUGCACGUGCCGCUCAGCCGACAGCAGUCGAUCUGUUGCUCAAGGCACGUGCGCAAGUGAGCUCUGCAACUGGGGAUUGGACCUGUUUAGACGAUGCAGCAAGCUCACAGAAAUGGUGGGGCUCUGAUUGGACCGCAGCCAAGAAUUCCACCUUGCUCCUGGCAAGGUGGGCGGACGAGCCAGGUGCACAGUCCUUGGUUGCAAUUCUGGAAGGACAAGUAUCCGGAAGUCUGACUGCCACCUGCGGAAUCGGCAAACUCGGCUGGACCAGUCUGCACUGGGCAGUUAUGGUGCGAAAUGUGGAUGUCAUCCAGACGCUUUCUUACGAGAAUGCUGUGCCGAAUGCAAGAGAUUUGCAGGGACGUACUGCGCUGAGUCUCGCUGCUGAUCUUGGUCUGCUUGAAAUUGUGAGCCUCCUUGCCCGGCAUUCGGAGUUGAACAGCGCUGAUGUGACGGGCUUGACUCCACUUAUGUGGGCCGCCAGGCGAGGUCACGCUGAGACUUGUAAAAAGCUGCUGCAGCUCAGGGCAGAUCCCCACCAGAGAGAUGCCAGACACAACACUCUUAUGCACUUGGCCGCAUCGAGUGGGAGCAAAGAGGUGGUUGAUGUUUUCAGGACAUGGGACAGAAAGACCGAAAACUCUCUGGGGGAGACGGCUUUGUUCAGUGCUGUGCAUAGCAAGAACGCCACCUUGGUGGAAUACAUGCUUUCUGAGCUGGGCUACAGUGCAAAUCACAGCGAUAUCUUCGAGAGGACCGCUCUGUUUUAUUCCUUAAGUUCUUGUCAGCGUGAUGUGUGGAAAAAAUUGUCCAAGCAGACGGACACCAACCAUCGAGACUACUUGGAGUAUCGGAUAGACGAGAUGCCUGAGUUCAGGAGUUCUUUAUGUGUGCAAAGGACAAACAGUGAAGACCUCUACACGCUGGAUGUUCAGGUGUCCUCCACAAGUUUUCAUGACAAGCUCGUGACUGUUGGAACAGAUAGCAAAUUUCAUGGAGCGCUCCUGGUGGCACUGGCCCUGUCGGCUUUACUAGGUUGCCGAUUGACCAAUGGUUCAAGGCGCGGCAGUGGAGCUCUGGUGAGGCAUGUCUCCAGCAAUGACUCGAACACUUCAGAAUCAGAAUCAGACAGUGCUGAGUCAGGGGAUGAGACAUUGGCCGGGUCAUGUGGCGCCCGCUGUCAACAUGUUCUGGAUGUGUCCAAACGCGCCGCGCAAAUCCAGACAGCUUCAAGGCUACUUGGCAGGUACAAGCGGAUAUUGCUCGCACGGCGCUGUUUGGAUGUCGUUGCCCUGUUCGUGUUUCCCUCUAUCAUGUGCCGUGUUUUGGCCUGGUGGCAUAUGUUGAUAUGGUGCCUGCUUACAUGCAUUCUGCCUCCCGUCUGGCGCAAGGUCCUCGUCGGAUCAACAACAGAAGGAUCAACAAGAGAAGAACUUCGGAGAGACCUCCGGGAUCUGCUAGAGCUGCUAGAGCGCCCAGCGAGACUCAUCGGAUCAAGAGACAUUUGGGCCUGGCUCAGAACACUCUACUUGCUCUUGCAACUGUUGUGGUGCAUUCUCCUGAGCGGCGACGUGUGGAGGAAGCAGCACGAGUACCUUUGGAACCGCAGCUGCUAUCCCAUGUCAGAGUUGAAUCAAAUCUCAAGGCAAGAAUUGCCGAUCCCCUUUCCGGUUCAGCUGUGUACCGAGUGGUCCGUUUUUUGGCUUGUGUUUGCAGUCGGAGCUGCAAGCGUGGGAAGCUUGUGGGUGCUAUGUUCAUCAAAAAUGUGCUCGUCACUUGUUGGGAGAGUUCUUUAUGUCGCCAUGACAGUCGCCUGGGGUCUGUUGGUGAUGGCGUUUUGGCCAGAAGCACCUGCCACCUUGCCUCUGUCUUUGGCCGACAUUCUGGUCACAUAUCGAGCAUCUGUGUUUCUGCUGACGGUUCUCUGGGUGAUUUUGAACCUACCGACUUCCCAAAGCACUGUACUGUGUGACAUGGUUUUAGGGUGGCUGAGGCCUGGAAACACAGAUCCUUUUUCAAUUGUUGCUAAGAAGGUGCGAAGGGUGGCUAAGAAGCGACGGGAUCGAGCUGGAACAUGCUCUGUCACAGAUGGACACCUCUUCACGCGCUUCGAGCCACAGACACCGUUGACAGUCUUCCAAACAAUGGCAUUUUGGUUGUUGGACAUAUAUCUGGAUCUCCAGACGGUUGUGAUCUUUGCAGCUGCUGGUUUCUACAUAUAUGCCUCAUUGAUUAUGGGGGCAUUCUUUUGGGGGCUUUUUGCAACAGCUUCGGAAGGUGCAUUCAGCAAAAUGGGAUCUGCCCUGCGGCAAACCGUCAGGACGCAAGUGCGAGCAAAGGAAUAUCAGGCCUUGCUGGACCAUGAAGCAUCCAUCGAAGUGCCAGUAGCAUUGGUCCUGUCGACAUACGGCCUACCCCUUGUCGCGCAUCGGCCAGCGACUGCAAUCAUGACCCUGGCUAGUAUCUUCAUGUCACUCGGGCGUCAGGCUGAAUGGCUUUACGAAGAGUUUGAUGUGUCUCAGGACCUCAUGUCGAAGAAGGACAUAAUGGAAGAGAUUCCAAAGGCAGCCAGCGAUGGCCCAGCGAGGUGUGCACGGGUGCCGCGGGUUUGCUGA